Molecule: messenger RNA, 651 nt
Organism: Dermacentor silvarum
Lineage: Eukaryota; Metazoa; Arthropoda; Arachnida; Ixodida; Ixodidae
Exons: 1
Coding region: 1-651 (216 amino acids)
Source: RefSeq, a predicted model, not a curated record
AUGGCCAUCGGCAUUCGCAUCGGUGAGUUUCACCUUAACAGCAACUCUUCAUGGGAAGAUUACGUUGAGCGUAUUGAGUUAUGCUGCGCAGCCAACAAGCUCACCGAAGACACCGAAAAGAGGGCAGCAUUGCUGAGUUGCUGUGGGGAGGAGACCUACUCCCUGAUAGCUACCCUCGUAAAGCCGCUUAGGCCGCCGAACGCGAACUAUCAGUCCAUUGUAGAAGCUGUGAAGAAUCACAUCCACCCGAAGCCCUCCGAGCUGUACUCGAGGUAUGUGUUCUCCAAACGAGAUCAGCACGACGGUGAGAGCGUCGCUGACUAUGUUACAGCCUUACGCAAGCUAUCUGAGAACUGCGGAUUCAGCGACAAGCAGCUCCGGCUUGACAUAAUGCUCAGGGACCGAUUAGUUUUCGGAAUUUCCGACAGCACAGUGCAGCAGCGCCUGUUGGCCGAGAAGAACCUGACCUUUGCGACAGCCUACGACCUGGCAGUCACAGCCGAGUCUGCUGCAAAACAUCAAAGAGCUAUCGGCAGUCAACGUCACGAAAGCCCAGAUAUCACAGCCAAAGUGGACACGCAACGUCUGAAAAAGGGCAAGAUGAAAAGGCUUCAGGCGCACAGGCGGAACGACGGUGUUUCCGGUGCUUAG